AUGGAUAUCAAUCAGAAGAGGGCCGCAAGAAAAACAGGCUUAUGGACACAAAACACUAUCUGCUACAAAAUUGACCAAAAAAAAUUGCCCAAACACAUGAGGAGAAUCAUAAAACAAGCAAUAAAACAUAUUAAAACGGCAUUGGAAAACUGUAUAGAAUUUAUUAACUUGAGAAAUAAUAAAACAUUGGAAGAAAGAAUUAGUAAGGAAAAGUAUCAUGGUGGACCAGUCCCUCAUAUCUUCUUCACAAGAGGAGAAAAGAAAGGAAUGUACCGUGUUUUACCAGUUUUUAUAGAUAUUUUAGAGGAUUGGAGAGGAAAGAAUAGGGAAAGAAAAAGAACUCUUUUGAUUCUAUUAAAAUACAGCGCGAGUUGUAAACAGAAUUUGCAAUUUUAUUGUGAUAACUUGGUCAAUGUUUUGCUAAAAAGCACCUCGCAAACUGAUUCGUUUGAAAUUAAAAAUAAUAGAAUGUGCAAUACAUUAAAAGGAUACAGAAAUGAAGUAGUUUUCCCUUACAUUUUCUUUCCUCCGAGCGGGUGUUGGUCUUACAUUGGAAGAGUUGAGAGUGAAGAUAAAGUUCCUGGUCAACAAAUUCUACAUGCUGACGAGGGUUGCGAAGAUAGUAUAUUACAUGAGAUCGCUCAUGCUGUUGGAUUUUGGCAUGAACAGAGCAGACCAGAUCGCGACAAAUAUGUGACAGUCAUGGAAAGAAACAUCAUGGACGGUCAAAAAAUACAAUUCGAACCAGAGUCUAAAGAAUAUGUUGACAGCAUGGGUUAUGCUUAUGACUUUGAGUCAAUUACACAUUAUGGCAAGUAUUUUUUUUCGAAAAAUGAAAGGAAAACAAUAAAGCCAAAAAGGAAAUAUCGUAAGUUCGCGAAAAAAAUGGGGCAAAGAUCUUAUCUGAGCUUAAUAGACCUUGCCCAGAUGAAAGCGAUGUACAAAUGUAACAAGAUUCCAAGUGUGGAAAGCAAAAAAGUGUGUGUUAGCAAGAAAACUAAAGGUCGUGAUUACAGAGGUAAGUUAGACUACACAGAACAUGGAGUUAUGUGCCAAGCUUGGCACCAUCAAUAUCCACACUCCCAUAAUUAUACUUGCAAAAUGAAAAGAGAAGGGCUUGGAAGACACAACCAUUGUCGCAACCCUUUUGGUCAGAAAGAACGGCCAUGGUGUUUUACGACAUUAACUGGUACUGUAUGGCAGUACUGCGAUUUAAAGCUUUGCGACGAUUAACAAUCCGUAUACCGGAAGAAAAAUGUGAAAACUGUUUAUUUUUACUUGCUAGUAAUAAUUUACGGAAAUAUUAUUUUAUUUUAUUUUAUUUUAUUGUAAGUAGGAUUGUGCAAGAAUGAUAAGAAAAACCAAAAUGAAUUUUUUACUUACGUCCUUGUAAAGCUAACACACUGGUCAAAUAUGCACAACUCUCUCACAAAGAUUCCGCCCUCCUGCUUUCUUGUAACAACUCUUCUUCGCAUCGGGGCAUGGUUACUUAUUUUGUUUCAUAAUAAUCUGUUAGGCACCUGUAUGCCAAACAUUUAGUUCCAUACCUCUUAAAGCUUCAGAUAUUAGCAAUUACUCAAAACUACCCCU
This is a messenger RNA of Hydractinia symbiolongicarpus, 1590 nucleotides long. RefSeq names its product zinc metalloproteinase nas-36-like. The transcript is spliced from 7 exons. Lineage: Eukaryota; Metazoa; Cnidaria; Hydrozoa; Anthoathecata; Hydractiniidae. Gene Ontology annotation, biological process: proteolysis. The record is from RefSeq and is a predicted model, not a curated record. Gene Ontology annotation, molecular function: zinc ion binding; metalloendopeptidase activity. Bases 1 to 1233 code for a protein of 410 amino acids.